CAUUUCCUUUGGGAGAAGUGGAGAAACGAGACGGUACGCGAGAGGGCAGCGGAAUUCGAAGCUGAAGUCUGUAUUUAAAAGUUAUUUUUUGUAGAAAUUACUUUAUUCAGUAUGUCAUUUAUCAGAAUAUUUUCACAAAAUAUUUUACGUGUAAAACCGAAUUUCCUUCCUGCCGUUUCUAGUGUUCGGAGUGUUUCAGAUUCAACUAAUUUGAAAGAAGUUUUGGCAAAUCUCAUCCCACAACAACAAAAUGAGGUCAAAGAAUUCAGGAAGAACUAUGGGAAUAAGGUCAUAGGUGAAAUUCAAGUAGACCAGCUGUAUGGUGGUAUGCGGGGCAUAAAAGGCUUAGUAACGGAAACAUCUGUGUUGGAUGCAGAUGAAGGCAUAGAGUUCCGUGGCUACAGCAUACCUCAAUGUCAGAAGCUCCUUCCAAAAGCACCUGGUGGGGAAGAACCUCUACCUGAGAGUCUGUUCUGGUUGUUAUGUACAGGUGAUAUCCCAACGCAACAACAGGCUGAUGCUAUUUCCAAGGAUUGGGCGAGUCGUGCUGAUGUACCGUCCCAUGUUGUACACAUGCUGAAUAACUUUCCCAACACUCUGCAUCCAAUGUCACAAUUCAGUGCAGCCAUCACCGCAAUGAACAGUGAAAGUAAAUUUGCAAAGGCUUAUGCAGAGGGUGUACACAAAUCUUUGUACUGGGAGUACACAUAUGAGGACACAAUGGAUCUUAUUGCAAAACUACCCACCAUUGCAGCAAUCAUCUACCGCAACCUUUACCGUGAGGGCUCUAGCGUUGGUGUAAUUGAUGCUGAAAAGGAUUGGUCUUUCAAUUUCACCACCAUGCUUGGAUAUGAGGAUGAAAAAUUUACAGAAUUGAUGCGUCUCUAUCUCGCAAUACACAGUGACCAUGAGGGUGGUAAUGUCAGUGCUCAUACUGUUCAUCUGGUAGGAAGUGCCUUAUCCGACCCCUACCUCUCAUUUGCUGCAGGUAUGAACGGUUUAGCUGGCCCACUCCAUGGAUUGGCUAAUCAGGAAGUACUGGUCUGGAUUACAAAGCUUCAGGAACAACUAGGAGGUGAAGUGUCAAAUGAUCAACUUAAGGAAUUCAUUUGGAAUACUUUGAAAUCAGGACAGGUUGUACCAGGAUAUGGCCAUGCUGUAUUGCGAAAGACUGACCCACGUUACAUGUGUCAACGUGAGUUUGCAUUCAAACACCUACCAAAUGACCCGCUCUUCAAGUUGGUUGCCCAGAUCUAUGAAGUAGUACCUGAUGUCCUUUUGGAGCAUGGUAAAGCCAAGAACCCAUGGCCUAAUGUUGAUGCCCACAGUGGCGUCCUGCUACAGCACUUUGGUAUGACUGAAAUGAACUACUACACUGUAUUAUUUGGUGUUUCUCGAGCUCUUGGCGUACUCGCCUCCCUUAUCUGGGACCGUGCUCUUGGCCUACCGCUCGAACGACCAAAAUCUAUGAGCACGAAAGGACUCAAGAAACUUGUUGGUUCAAGUUAGGUUUAUAAAUAAUUUACUGCAUAAAUGAAAUACACAUAAAUUAAUCUGAAGAAAAGGAGUUUAAAUUUUACGGCCAAUAUAUCUAUUACUUAAACUAACUUAUAAGGAAUUUUGUGUAUUUAUAUAAAUACAGAAACUAUAUGUAGAUCGAUUACAGAGGGAAAAUGCUGUUCACAUAGAAAAAUGUUUGAUCAGACCUCGGCAGACUUAAAAUUUGUAUGAUUAGAUAUGUCACACAGUAAGUAUACCCUAUCAGACAAAGCCUGAUCAACUAUUGUGUGUUGAAGGCACAUGUGAUAAUAUAUUUCCAGCUUUAGUGCAACAUUAUAUCAAUUGUCAGCACUGUUAAAGGAAUUCAUUAGAAACCUCCAAUUGUUGAACAUACCAUACUUAACCAUUUCUCAGGUAUUGGGUACAUGACGAAGUGUGUCAUAGGUUGAACAAUGUGAAGUGAGAUUCUGUUCAAUCCAUUGUCAACAAUGCAUUAGAGUUUAAUUUGAACAAUAUGUAAUGAAUGAGAGUUCGUGCCAUAGUUCCAAAACAAGGCGUCCUCCAAUCAAUGAAUUUUCAUUUGCAAAAAAAUUAUUUCAGCAGUAGGGAUGAUUAUUGUGUCAUCAAUUGAACCAUGGUUGAACCAUGGUUGUUAAUUCAAAGGUCAGGUAUAUGGUAGAAGAUUGUUGUUAAUGAGUAGAAAGAACCCUUCGAGACUGUAUAUGUGUUGCAGCUAUGUGAUGACUAACUAGAUCUUAGAAUUAUGUUUGCAUAAGCACCUGUGUACAUACAGUAAUAGUACUAUCUGCUAUUUAUAGUGCUUUUCUCCUCAAAGCAUUUCACAUUGUCACACUUUCUAGGGUACAUGUCGUGUCCCUUGGGUGCUUGUUGUACAGUAAUGUAUGACAACCCUGGGUAAUGUAGAUGCCACAUCCACUGUAUAUAGCAUAUUCAUUGUGUGUUGCUAGAUUAAAUAAUACAAUACAACUUGAAUGGAUUUGAAAGAUAUGAAAUAAGUAUGGUAACCCCUAUUGAUUUAACGAUUCCGAAUGAUCUAUUCUUUGUACUUGGUAAGUGUUGGGAGCAUUACAUGGAUUACGUUAAAUUAGGUUGAUUAAAGUGUUGUAUUUGAGUUGAAAGUGUAUUGUUAACCGAAUGUGUUUUUCAUCAUAUGCAAUAAAGAGAUUGAUUUGUGCAACAUAA
Anneissia japonica is the source of this 2703-nucleotide messenger RNA. Its product is annotated as probable citrate synthase 1, mitochondrial. Lineage: Eukaryota; Metazoa; Echinodermata; Crinoidea; Comatulida; Comatulidae. The transcript is spliced from 10 exons. The record is from RefSeq and is a predicted model, not a curated record. Bases 112 to 1509 code for a protein of 465 amino acids. Gene Ontology annotation, cellular component: mitochondrial matrix. Gene Ontology annotation, biological process: tricarboxylic acid cycle; carbohydrate metabolic process; citrate metabolic process.